AUGUUGAGCUUUAAGGACCUGGAAUACGACUCUGUGAAGAAGAUUGCGACGGUCGGCGCCAGUGCCACUUGGUUUGAGGUAGUAUCGUUCAUGGAACGGGUGGACCCCGAGUACUCAGUUCCUGCCGCCCGUACACCGAGUAUUGGAGUCGCGGGGUCGAUACUGAACGGUGGGCUUUCGUGGAUGUCCACUGAAUACGGUGGUAUUAGUGAUCCAAUCAACUUCCUUGACGCGGAGGUCGUCAAGUAUGACGGCACAGUCAUCAUGGCGUCCAAAGAGCCCGAUCUUCUAUGGGCUCUCAGAGGUGGCGGCAGCGGAUUCGGUGGUGGGUACAACAAGCAGUGUCAGUAUUGGUCCGCAACUGACGAUUAA
Colletotrichum spaethianum is the source of this 372-nucleotide messenger RNA. Its product is annotated as FAD-linked oxidoreductase azaL. The transcript has 2 exons. Bases 1 to 372 code for a protein of 123 amino acids. The record is from RefSeq and is a predicted model, not a curated record. Gene Ontology annotation, molecular function: flavin adenine dinucleotide binding. NCBI's taxonomy places the organism in Eukaryota, Fungi, Ascomycota, Sordariomycetes, Glomerellales, Glomerellaceae.